AAAAUUAUGAUAGUGGUUAUUUUCUACAUUAUCUUAGGAACUACUGUUCUAUCAGAUUCAAAGUCCAUCAGAAUGCUGGAAUUAGUAUGUUUAACUGAAUACAUUUAUAAAAGAUUAGAUUUCAAUUAUUAGAAUUGAUUUGAAAUUUGCUUGUUGUAAUGUGGUUUCAGUACGUCCUUUUAAACAAACGUGAGUAAAUUAUCGUUAGUAAAUUACAACUUUUAUAAUUUCAACUAGCUGUAAAUCAUAUUAUUUUAAAUUAUAUCAGCUAUAAAUUAAAUUUAAGGUCCGCGAAAUGUUCCAGAUCCUUCAGUUGCUGUUUUAAAUAUUUAACACAGAUUUGAUAAAUGUAUGAUAAAUAACAAUAUAAUCGAUUAUAUUUCUACCAAAAGUCACACGUUGGCCAUUUCGAGCAUGUCUGAUAAUUCCGCCACUUAACUCCCGCGUUCCCAGGAGGUGUCAGCAACGUCCGAGUAAAGCUCUUCAUUGUCAGUUACAUAACUCGGUGACAAUCGAAACGACCAAUUUCAAUCAUCGCUAGCUGCAAAGUCAACGACGUCCGCUCUCUUCGUAGAUUUCGAGGGAUUUCGUAGGUGAAGGAAGAGGUCCGGCCACAGUGGGACAAAGAUAGCCUGAAGAGGAAGCCCGAAGAGGCUGGCGUCGCCACGGUCGUCGGCCACGAAGAGGUCCGGCAGUGCUGCAUCGAGCCUCGCGCUAUAUCGAGCCGAACACGUUCUUUCUCUCUCUUUCUCUGCCUCUUUCUCUCUCUCUCUCAGACUUCGGUUCAGCCAUCGUACGGAAGACAGUUCGAGGAGACACCUCGAGGGCUUUCCCCACUUUCCUCGACCGAUCACCGCGGAAAUCACUCCGGCGGAUCGAUGAGGAUCUUUCGACGCUCGAUGGUCCGAGAACCGUCGAAAAGCUGGCCAGGAACGGAGUGAUCGUCGAGCCCGACCGAGGCUCGACGUGGAAGAGGAAGAGGAGGAACGUGGAUCAUGGGCAACGCCACCACAAAGAGCCACUACUCGAAGAGUCAGCCUGUCUCUGCCACCAGGAGGCCACGCUGGGAGGGAUCAGGACUGCCGGCGCCGCCAGGGAAACCAAUAUUAAUACCAGGAGCCGACGAAUCGCAGCCGGAUGUGGUCGCCAUCCGUUGGGAGAGGUCACCGAGUAACGGUGGCUCGGCCAUUGUCGGCUACCUGGUCGAACAUCGAAGGCUCGGUUCGCAGCACUGGGUGCGCAGCACGCCGGGGCUUUGCACCUUCCCGGAAGUGACCUUGAGCGGCCUCGAGCCAGGAUGGCGCUAUCAAUUCAGGAUCAGGGCUCAGAACGCGGUUGGCUUCUCCCGACCCAGCGAGAUCUCGGAUUCCUUGACAGUGACUUUGCAGAGGUCCGCUUCAUCCGCGCCUUACUUCGACCUCGAGGUCAAGGACACCACGGUACUGGAGAACGAACAGGCUGAAUUUGUGAUACGAUUUGGCGGGUCACCGCUACCAAAAAUCGCAUGGUUCAAAGAUGGCUUCGAGAUCUUCAGUAGCAGACGAACGAGGAUCAUUACAGAAAGUGGCAGGAGCGUUCUCCUGAUUCAUCAAACCGCACUUAACGACGAAGGGGAAAUAAAAUGCACCGCCACUAACAGAGCUGGUCACACUAGCACCAAAGCCAGAUUAAUUCUAGAAGCCCCUCCAAAGAUACGACUUCCACGUCAGUACGAAGAUGGUCUUCUUUUUGAACAAGAUGAGACUAUUAGAUUGAAAGUGUCGUUAGCCGGAAGACCUCCACCUUCGGUAAUUUGGUACCACGACAGCGAGGUGGUUUCAAACGACGAAAGACACAUUUUCGAAGCGAUGGAUGGCGAGUCUAUUUUGAAAAUCCCUGAUGCUAAACGAGUGGACAGAGGAGAGUACACUGUUAAGGCGAUAAAUAAGCUUGGAGAGGACACGUCGUCGUUUCUGGUGACCGUAACAGAUCGACCAGCAGCACCUGGAAAAGCAACAGUCACGAUGACGUUAGGCAGAUCCGUGACAUUGUCUUGGGAAGAACCACGAGACGAUGGUGGUUGCAAAAUUGGCACAUACAUUGUCGAGUAUUAUAGAAUUGGUUGGGACGUGUGGUUGAAGGCAACGACCAGUAGACAAACGAAAGCAACGCUGUCCGAGUUGAUCGAAGGGUCUGAGUAUAAAUUUCGAGUGAAAGCUGAGAAUCCGUACGGUGUGAGCGAGCCAAGCGAGGAGAGCGACGUAAUCUUCAUUCCAGAUAUAAAAAGAGGCAUAAUGACGCCCUCGUUGAGCGAAAAGUCGCAGAGUCAUAGAGAAAUCAGAUCGCGAGAGAAACGUGAAGUCAGUUUCGCAGUGCCUACUCAAAGAACGAGAAGCUUGACAAGAGAGGAGGCUCGAAGCCGGGACAAAGAUGACGACGUACAUUUCGCACCAGCUAGUCGAUCGGUAUCAGCUCAGAGGCUUACCGGAAGGCCAUCUAGAGCCGACAGUAGAGUGACGUUUGCCUUGGACACGAUAGACAAUUCAGACGCACCUGUUGCUCCGGCUAGAUCGAAGGAUCAUUCCAUUUCAAAGGUUGAAGGCCAGGUUGGAAAUCACGUGGAUCGUUCGAGUAACUUAAUUCAAAAUAAGGAGCCUCCACCAAUGCCAGUUUCUUCUACGAACGUGAUAGUGACACCACCAACGAUGGAAGAACCCAGUAGACGUUCAGCGUUCAGAGAGUCACGAUCUCGUUCAGUUUCAAUAUCCAGAGAGCGCAGUAUGUCACCAUUGUCAAUGCCCAAAAUUCAAGAACAGCACGAAGAGGAAGCUUCUUCAAGUUACUCACCUUUUCGUCCGUCGACGAACUUAACUUUGAAAAAGCAACAAGCGAUCGUUGAUGAACCUGAACUACAGUUCGUCAAGAGUCACUCGUUAGAUGACAAACCAACAUUACCUACCUCUCCUAGAGAGAACGAUGACACUGUUUUGCACGGAAGUUCAGAGUUUAUGCUAGUUUUAUACCCUGAGGAUCAAGAAAAGAAACCGGAGGAUACUGUUGAAAGGCGAAAGAGCUUAGAAACACCGCGAAUCACCACAGACAUCACAGCAGACGUCACAGAGGACAUCGAAGACUUGAUACCACCACCCAUGUCUCUCUCUCUUCCAGAGUUAUUCAGCGCGGAACAUCAAGUAGUGGAAACCCUCCGCGAGGCGGUCAGCUCCACGGAACUUCUCCACGAACGCGCCAUGGAACGAUUCUAUCGCGCGGUCGCGGCCGAAGAAGCUUCCGAAGUGGCGAAAAGAAAGGUGCAACUCGAGCGUAAAAUCGGAGAGCUGGCGACCACAGAAGGCAAGCCGGUGAUCGAGAUGGAAAACGACGUCUUCAAACGGCGAUUAUCCAACACCACUAUCGCUUCCCCGAAUUUAAUGAACUGGCAGUCAAAGAAGAAUCGCAGAAGACUGAGCGAGGGUCAAGCAGAGACUGUGAAAACCCCCAACUUGAGACUACUAACGUCAAAUUUGCUGCCAGAAGUUGAAGCAGUGUCCGAUCCCAACAUACUCAGCGAUUCGGAGACACCGAUCGUCCCUCCGUGGGGGUUGGACAAACCGGAAGAAACGCCACUGCGCAGGUGGCACGACACCAACGUGCCAUUGGUCGAGGAGAAACCACCGGAAGAAUCGAUACUCUGGCAGUCCAGCUCCAAUGAGGACAUUCCGCGCAACGAGGGGCUGCUCCCUGACACUGAAACCUCGCAAUCGAAGAAAGAAACGAAAGAGGAGACGGAGGAUGAGGAAGAAGAGAGCAUAGAAACUUCCGAGGAAUCGUCGGAAGAGAUCAGCAGCGCCGACAGCGAGGAUUUGAAACUUCUAAAGGCUAGAAUCCUCGCCAGACAGGUGCUAGACGAAGAAGACACGUAUCAUCCGAGGGGAAGACCUAUUCCGCAUGUCGAACCAGAACCACCAGCCAUUUCCAUGCACAGAGUGCCUAUUGUAGACGUUACACCACCCACGCCGCCGACGACAAUUGCCCCUGUAUUGUCAACCACAGUCGUUCCUAAAUCGAUUCUGAAGAAACCUAAGGAAGAACCGAUUCCAGUGAACAGCUUCGGUAGACCGAUUCCUCCUGAGAAACCUAUCAGGAAAUCUUUGCCUCCAAAUGUUCAAGCUGUAAACAGGAACGAAGAGGAGAACACUGUGGAACCACAAGUCACACCCGAGUCAAUUAAAGUACCUGUCAUGUCUGAAUCCGAUACUGACAGUGUAUUAUCCGCUGGCGAAGCAGCGAAGAAUCGUAGGAUUCAGGCAAAGGCAAGGACAGCAACGCCCGAGGAGGAGAUCGACGAGGAAGACAUCGAGGCGCGGAUGGCGAUGGUUAAUCAUUACACCGAGAUUGUCAGAGAACACUCGAGUCGGUUUAAUUACAGAAGCUCCGAGGAGAGGAAGCUCGACAAUACGACUAGCUCCAGGAGAUCCUCUUUUUCCGAGGAUCAUGAUCCGAAUCAGGCAAAGGAUCGCGUGGCGAGCGUGGUCCCGGAGAAGCUGAACGAAAGGCAGGAUUCCAGGGAAACUGGACAGGUGCAACAGACGAAAGUGAAGAAGAGAAGCGAAGUCGACAGAGAAGAGAAGCAGCAGGUUAAUAAGAGGAGUGCCGGUUCUCGAGGAACCACUCCAGCUAGAGACACGAAGCCUGCGAAGGAGAAACGAACGAGCAGGCCAAGUUCCAGGAAUCAAUCCCCUGUAUCAAGAUCGAGGAACGUGUCUGUUGAGAGAGCAGUCUCCUCGAGGUCUUCGUCAAAGACCAGAGUUCGAGCUCCGUCGCAAGAUAGAAGACCACCUUCGAGAACUGAUACCGAGGAGCAACGGUUCGUUCGGGAGAGAUCCGUCGACGAAGGUCCACGUCGGUCGAGGAAACCUUCUUCCAAGACGCCUUCCAGAUCUAGUUCUAGAGACAGGAGCAGAGCCGAGACGCCAGUCGAGUUGAAGAUGGAACGUUUGCAGAAAGCUCUCGAGAGUAAGAAGUAUAGAUCCUCUAGACGCGGGUCUAGCGCGAAGAGAGAGUACCCUGAGAAAGCUUGGAGAGAGAGCCGAUUGAACGAGGAAAGAUUGGCGAUAGAGGCGAAGCACAACGUCAGGUCGAUGGUGGGAUACGUGACCGACCUGACUCUAUUAUUGGCGGCUGUUUAUAUUUAUUUGUUUAAGAAGGAGACUAUGGCGAUUCCUUUCAUUGCGCUGUUGCUUUAUAGGAGAGUUUCGGAGGAGAUUAAGGGGAGAGUGUUGGAAGGCUGGUGGUCCAAGCGAAAGCAAUGAUGUUUGAUAUGGAAAUUUGUUAAUUAAAGUUUCUGCGAUUAAAUGUUCAAUGAAAGUUAAACGAGAUGAAAGUAACGUAACGAUGAUACUUGUAACUGGAACCCACAGGAAUGUGAAUUUUUCAAUAAUAAUUAGAAUCAAUCUGGAAUGAUAAUAACGAUGAUUUAAAUAAGAGUAUCAGUAUUUUAUAAUAGAAGAAUGAAAUUCGAAUUCAAAAUGAAAAUAACGAUGAUAUUUAAAGUCGUCGUUAGUGCGAACUUGUUUGCACUUUGCAAUAGAAAAUUUCGAAUGAAUUCGAAGCGAAAGUAAGAAUGAAAUUUGCAACAGAAGUGUAUGGGAAAUGUCGGCAGCAUGCAGUAGAGAAUUUCCAAUGAAAUUCGAAUGAAUCUGAAACGACUAUGCUUGAGGUAAGAGCAACGACGAUGUUCGAAGUCAAAAAAAAUUUUCAAUUUGAAUGAAAUUCGAAUGAAUUCGAACGAUAUUCGAUUUCGCUUGAAGGACAACUGUUAAUUCACGCGAAAGACCGGAAUUCUUCGACAUUGGGGAUUGUUACGAAGAAGAUUCAAAGAGCAAAUUCCUUUGUGCAACAAUUGUAGCGUGUUGAUUCUCGACCUUCUAAGGUUGCAGACUUUGAGAUACAAUCUGUCAAACGCAUCGAUCGAUGGCACAAAUUGUUGUAUUUCAUUGAGGAAUUACACCAAACGAGCACCAAAGAUGAAUAGUCUAGAAUAUUCUAAGGUAUUAUAUUUAACGAGGAUGAUAUAUUAUUAUAAAUUAUUAUUAUUAUUAUUAUUAUUAUUUAUUCCUAUUUAUUAUGGAUAUUCUUACUCGCAAUAAAUAUGUACAUAACUGUUGAAUUUGACUGACCGAUCUUCUUCUGAGUUUAAUUAUCCUAUUCCGUGUGUUUCUUACUUUAAUUAAGCGACAUAAUUAUUCCAAAUGCAAAUAAACGUGUUUUAAAUUCUUCCGCUAAUACUGAAAUUCUUAGCAUGGGAAAUAU
This is a messenger RNA of Heterotrigona itama, 6288 nucleotides long. NCBI's taxonomy places the organism in Eukaryota, Metazoa, Arthropoda, Insecta, Hymenoptera, Apidae. The record is from the annotation of a GenBank genome assembly.